Messenger RNA from Blepharisma stoltei, 573 nucleotides. The record is from the annotation of a GenBank genome assembly. Lineage: Eukaryota; Ciliophora; Heterotrichea; Heterotrichida; Blepharismidae.
AUGGAGCCAGGAGUUUCCGGUAGCUAUUGCACAUUUUCAAUGUUUCUUCUCUGCAAUUUACUUUUGCUUGCUGUAGGUAUAACAGUAGGAACUUUAGCUAUCUAUAUCUGCGCUGAUCAAAAUGAUUUUUCAUGAUAUGAUGGACUGUUUGCCCUGCUUGGAUUUGUGAUUGCUUUAACUGCAAUCGCAAGUGUGAAGACAAAAGAGUCUCUAAAAUGACUCUUUUUUUACAUGCUUUUUUUGCUGAUUCUGACUCUAAUUGUAGCUGGGUUAACUAUAGGGCUGAUUUUUUGGCACGAUUUCGAGAUCAAAAUAGGGUUUGAAAACGCCUGGGGGGUCAGAGGAAGUUAUAUUGGCUCAUGCGGGGUUAUGCUAUUUUGUGUAAUCGUGGGAUUUUUCUAUAGAAAAAGUCUGAUGUCUGCAGUGAUCAGAAAAAGUGAAGAAGUAAAUUUCUUGGAUAUUAAAGGGCCGUUAGUUCCUGCUAGAACUGCAAAGCCACAAGAAAUAUCAAGAGGAUUUCAGCAGAAGAGCCCUAAGAAAGGCAAGCCAGAUUCAUUAUUCGAAAUGAAGUAA